Molecule: messenger RNA, 961 nt
Organism: Neltuma alba
Lineage: Eukaryota; Viridiplantae; Streptophyta; Magnoliopsida; Fabales; Fabaceae
Product: AT-hook motif nuclear-localized protein 1-like
Exons: 4
Coding region: 77-655 (192 amino acids)
Molecular function (GO): minor groove of adenine-thymine-rich DNA binding
Source: RefSeq, a predicted model, not a curated record
UGAAUGGGUUGCAUGCUCUGUAGGUGCUAAUUUUACACCCCACAUAAUCACUGUUAAUGCUGGGGAGGACGUUACUAUGAAGAUAAUAUCAUUUUCUCAGCAAGGACCUCGAGCUAUAUGUAUUCUUUCUGCAAAUGGUGUCAUAUCAAGUGUCACACUUCGUCAACCUGACUCUUCUGGGGGCACAUUGACCUAUGAGGGACGUUUUGAAAUUCUGUCGUUGUCUGGGUCGUUCAUGCCAAGUGAAAGUGGGGGAACACGGAGCAGAUCUGGCGGCAUGAGCGUUUCUUUGGCGAGUCCAGAUGGUCGUGUUGUAGGUGGCGGUGUGGCAGGUCUUUUAGUAGCAGCAAGUCCCGUGCAGGUAGUGGUAGGAAGCUUUCUGGCUGGAAACCAGCAUGAGCAGAAACCAAAGAAACAGAAAAUUGAGGUGAUAUCCACAGCCAUACCAACCGCUGUUGUUCCCUUGUCAGCUGUCACUGAUCCAGUCCCUCUCCUCACCUCUCCGUCUUCCUUCCGCGGCGAAAAUUGGUCCACAAUUCCGGCAGAUAACCGGAAUAACACCACCACCAACGCCAACACCAACAAUAAUACUAAUGGUAAUAAUGAUAAUAAUAAUAAGCCAGCUGAUAUUAAUGUGUCAUUGUCUGGAGGGUAAUUGCAUCCCAUCUGCCAUCUAUAUUUGUUGCUGACGACGUUGUAAUGGAGCUCCUAAUUGAUGAGUUUGUUUUUCUAUUGCUUAUUGUGACUGUAAGCUUAUUGACAGUAUCUUAGGACCACCUUGUUGUUUUCCGACAUUUACAGGCUUCCUUUCCCUGUACAAUUCAGUUAGGUGAUUAGAUCUGCCUCUGCAGCCAAUGUGUUGUCGUGUUAGGUAUUCGAGUCACGUUUCUUGGGAGUGAUAGAUUGUGAAAUCCAAACCAUUCCUUUUAUGUGAAUGCGUUUCUUUGUGCUUUUAGUAGCA